AUGGCCGACGAGUGUUGCAGCACAGUGUCAUCUGUGGUUGCCGAUGAGGGCCACUGCGUGAUGUACACCACUGACGGAACCCGGUUCGAGGUCCCUCUGGCGUACCUUGGGACGGCGGUCUUCGCCGAGCUCCUGAGGAUGUCCGAGGAGGAGUUUGGCUUCGCGAGCAGCAGUGAUGGAGGCAGGAUUAUGCUGCUUUGUGAUGCCAGUGUGAUGGAAUAUAUCUUGUGCCUGGUCAGGAGAGAGGCCCCUGAGGAGGUCGAGAGGGCGUUCUUGAGCUCCAUUGUUGGGCACUGCCACAACUACAAUGCUAGCUGCAUGGCACAAUCAAUGGGAUUUGGCCAUCAGUUUGCUCUUUGUACUCAGCUACUAGCUUAG
Messenger RNA from Aegilops tauschii subsp. strangulata, 378 nucleotides. RefSeq names its product auxin-responsive protein SAUR36-like. Gene Ontology annotation, biological process: response to auxin. The record is from RefSeq and is a predicted model, not a curated record. NCBI's taxonomy places the organism in Eukaryota, Viridiplantae, Streptophyta, Magnoliopsida, Poales, Poaceae.